Salarias fasciatus (jewelled blenny) is the source of this 2623-nucleotide messenger RNA. Its product is annotated as ras-related protein Rab-7L1-like. Gene Ontology annotation, cellular component: lysosome; phagocytic vesicle; late endosome. Bases 189 to 800 code for a protein of 203 amino acids. Lineage: Eukaryota; Metazoa; Chordata; Actinopteri; Blenniiformes; Blenniidae. The record is from RefSeq and is a predicted model, not a curated record. The transcript is spliced from 5 exons. Gene Ontology annotation, biological process: phagosome-lysosome fusion; endosome to lysosome transport. Gene Ontology annotation, molecular function: GTPase activity; GTP binding.
CUGGAGCUACGAUCAUCACUUCUCAGUUUGUAUGAGGCAGGUUUCUGUCUCAACACGUUUUCCUCGUCUGUUCACGUCGGCAUCAAGUUCUACGGUGUGAAGAAGACUCAUAAAUAGCAUUUCCUGAGCUGAAGGUUGAACUUUGAUCAGCUGAAACCACCCAGUUGUGGACUGAACAGCGCAGAGAAAUGAAGGAGCAUGUGAUGAAAAUCCUGAUUGUCGGCAACGCAAAAGUAGGGAAGACGUCUUUUGUACAUCGAUACAUCAGCGGACAGUUCAGCUCGGCUUACAAGACGACAGUGGGAGCAGAAUUCAGAGUGAAGGUGCUGCAGUGGUCAGACAAAGAGACAGUCAGACUGCAUAUCUGGGACAUCGCAGGCCAGGAGCGUUUCACUUCCAUGACCAGGGUCUACUACAAAGCGGCGCUGGGCUGUGUGCUGAUGUUUGACGUCACCGACUCGUCCAGCUUCCUCAGGUGUCACCAGUGGAAACAGGACCUGGACACCAAGGCCACGCUGCCCGGCGGCGCUCCCAUCCCCUGCAUCCUGCUGGCCAACAAGUGUGACCUUCCUGAGCGGGUGGUGACAGCAGACAGCAUCGCCGAGUUCAGCAAGAACAACGGCUUCUUCACCUGGAUGGAGACCUCAGUCAGAGACAACAGGAACGUUGAUGAAGCCAUGAGGAGGUUGGUGCAGGAGAUCCUGUCGGUUCAGCCCAGUGAGGACCAGCUGCUGUCCAGCCAGGAAGACAGCGUCGACCUUCAGUCUCACGACGCCACAAAGCGACAGAGCUGCUGCUGACGACUUCCUGCGAUGACUCCGGUUCAGUCGUGACAGCAGCUCUCCGACUCAUCGGGCACAUCGCGCCUCCAUCUGUGUCGUUCUUCAUCCAGCAUCAGAAGACUGGUGAAGCUCGUCAGAGCACUAAUCUGAAGCACGCUUCAUAAAUUCACACUGUUCUGCUGAACACUCACGUCACACACUAGAAUCUUCUUCUAGAAAAUGUCAGAGAUAAUGAAUCAAAGAAGCAAUCAGAGUUUGAUUGCCUGAAAGCUGAAUGAUCUCAGGUGAAAAGGCCGAACCUUCAUUGCGUUUUGGGGGUUUGUUUACGUGUCGACGGCGCUCAGAGCCUCUGAAAAUGGAACCUUUUGGAAAUAGCUUCCAAAGUUUUGAGAACUCUCUGAAAAUGAGACUUUCUGGAAAUGCUGGUCUCCAUGGAGACGGUAGAAACGCUGCUACUGCACAUGCUCAGUGGAGGAUCAGUAACUUCUAUUCUUCAGGUUUAGAGUGUGUUGUUCUCUGCAUCUUGUGUGGUUUCAUUACAACAGAAACAGCACCCACGAGUGGCGCAACGCCACUGGGUUUAUAACUGGGUGUAUCCAGGUGUGUCGCCAUGGUAACAUAAGCUGCAAGUAUAACCUGAUUACCUCCAUUCAUUUAUUGAAUGCCAUGAAGACUAAGAGACUAACCGGUCUGGAGAAGAGAUGGAGGAGGCUGUUCAAGACUCCAGCUCUUCAUUCUAAGAUCAUUUCCUUUAUUUUUUCUAUCAAGCAAAAAAUGUAACAGAAUUAUUUAUUUACCCAGCAGCCACUCCUUCUUGGCCUGCUCUCCUUCUUGGGCCUCCUCAGCCCGACCUGGACUUGCUGUUUCUCUCCCGCCCUGACGAAGGCCAUGCUGGACCUCGAAGGGGGCUGAUAUCUGCUCGGCUGGAUCUGACAGCGAUCCAGCUGAGGUCCAGACGGUGCCUGACACUGCCGUUAGCACCUGGCCGCGGUGCCACGCGUGCCCCCCCUGCCCCGGGGCUUCAGGGCAGCAGCCGAGGAUGCGCUCCUCUCGCCGGGCUCAGCUGGAGUUUCUGCGAGGCCCCAGCGAUGCGAGUUGGUUGGACUGGGGAGUACGAGCCUGGAUCGGAUAGGAUGGGUACCAGAUUUGAACCGAUACGGUACCAAUUCCCAGGUACCGGUACUCAACGGUACCAGUUUUCGGCACUUUAAUGUGGUAAUAAAUGUAAAUUUGUUGCUGGCAGUAGAAAAGUCGCUAACGGACGCUAUGCUAGCUGCUAACGGUGCAGAAUGCAGGAGCUGAAGCUGUUUAAAACGCUGCUCUCCUCAGCCGUGAGAAGGAUCCUGUUCUUAACCAGGAGCUUCCUCAGAUUUGAAGUAUUCCCGCCACAGCGAGCGUGAUCUGCAUCGUGUUUUGAAAAGUGGAGUCUGGAUUUGGAGCUCGGUCUCUUCGCCAUGCGGCUCUGUUUCCUGAACGCUCGGCCGCCGACUCCUUGGGUCCGCUCCCUCACCGUCACCAGGAGGCGUUCAGGUACCGAAACGUGGAACCGUCUCAUUUUACGUGGAUCGAUGCUCGGCAGUACCGACGGAAUCCGGUCAGCACCUACCGGAUUCGGCGCCCAUCCCUCGUCCCAGUGAUCCGAGCGCCUUGUCCACUGUCCCACUGCGGCGCUCCUCUCCCACCUCUGCAUGGGUUUCACUCUGGACCAGCUGGCGUCUCUCUGAGCCUCCUGAUUCCUCCGCUUCCUCCCUGGUCUGACCACAGAGGACACUCUACUGCCAGACGAGCCUCUGAGGCAGCAGCUCCCUGGUCCCGGUGACCUUUAACCCCUCUGUCAGACC